Drosophila pseudoobscura is the source of this 1548-nucleotide messenger RNA. RefSeq names its product probable serine/threonine-protein kinase yakA. The transcript has 2 exons. The coding region runs from base 536 to 1426 and encodes 296 amino acids. Lineage: Eukaryota; Metazoa; Arthropoda; Insecta; Diptera; Drosophilidae. The record is from RefSeq and is a predicted model, not a curated record.
AAAGCACUUCCAUUUUCAUUUCCAUGGCGAUCGAAAACCCGUUUAACCGUAUCAUGGCCAUGCGGCAAUGCGGAAGAGGCCUCUGUCUAAUUGUGGGCUUCGGAAGACGGAACCGGCGGAGCCUCCAGAGCCAGGAGCCAGGCACAGAGACACAGCCAAAUCUGCUGCUGUUGCUGCUGCUGCUGUUUGUGAUAUGUGAUCGAAGGCUAAACUUGAACUUGAAGCAUGGCCAAAAUGCAACACGCAACAACAUGCAACAUGCCGCUGCCGCUUCCAAAGAACUGCCAACACGCAAAGGCAACUGCAAGCUGUAGCUGUUGCUGCCACAGAGCCACCCCGCUAUGCCUUGGCGCAUUUGGCAAUUGAGGAAAAUUGAGGAAAAUUGGCAAGUGGCCGACAGACGGAGUAUAAAAGCAGCUGCAAUCGACUGAGCCGCGUUAAUCGAAGCGCGUCGCUGGAAAAGUGCAAGUGCUUUCCACGCUCCCAUCGUGCAGUGCAUCCGAGUAUCCCAAAUUGCAAUUGAAAAUCCCUUGAGAUGCUGUGCCAUCGACACAUCCAUUGCCGCCUGCUGCUGGCAGGACAACUACUGGUGCUAUUGCCACUCAUGCAAUCCUCGCCUGUGUCCAGCCCCGAGAUAGCCAACAAGGCCGCCCAGUCGCCCAACAGCCUCCAGGUGCAGCAGCAGCAGCAACAACAACAUCAGCAGCAACAGCAGCAGCUUCAGCAGCAGCAACAACAGCAGCAACAACAGCAGCAACAGCAGGAAGCGCACCUCAACUCUCUCAGCGCAUAUGCCAGUGGAUACGACAGCCUGGCGCAGCUCCAGAUGCAGGGGCAGAUCCAAAGCCAGAUCCAAUCACAGAACCAGGGCCAGGGACAGUCCCAUUCCGAGGCAGAUCCCUCCUCCUUCAAGCCCUCCUACAAGAUGCCCGAAAUGGAGACCAACUUCACGCCCAUGCAGACUGCGGGGACGCCCAGCGUGGCCAGCCUGCCAUCCACACCCAUGCUGAUGCAGUACCUGCCCGCCCAGACCCUGCAAGAUGGCACCGGCACCGUGCAGUACCUCCAGCUGAUUCCCACGCGACCCAUCAUCGUGCCCAUCAGCCCCUAUCUGCAGGCGGCUGCAGCCGCUUCGGGCAACAUGCCCUCCCCGCCAGCGCCCAGUGUGGUGGCAGCCCCACAGCCUGACUUUUCCGGCCGGACAGCCACCGUGCUGAGCGCCCUGCCCCCCAACUAUGGGGCAUUGCAGGGAUAUGCCACUGGAAUCAACCCUGCGGCAGCAUUCCGCAGCACCUACCGCAUCAAUCGCGAGGCCAAGGACAAGAACUAUCCGCCCACGUUUUCGCUAAACCUCAACGAGUAUCUGCCCGCCUCCUCUGGGGGUCACGAUGCCAGCUCUCAUUUGUACCUCAGGGCACGAUCGUAGGAGAGAUCCCAUGACGAAACUCCAGGCCCAGCACCAGCCAAAGUCACAGAUUGCUCUAACACUUAAGACUCUUUCUUUUUUUUUUUGUAUCAAACCCCAAUUAAAGCUGAUGGAAAAACGAA